Messenger RNA from Aspergillus melleus, 3102 nucleotides. RefSeq names its product aminopeptidase P family protein. Gene Ontology annotation, molecular function: metalloaminopeptidase activity; manganese ion binding. Bases 103 to 1503 code for a protein of 466 amino acids. The transcript is spliced from 3 exons. The record is from RefSeq and is a predicted model, not a curated record. Lineage: Eukaryota; Fungi; Ascomycota; Eurotiomycetes; Eurotiales; Aspergillaceae.
UAUUCCGCCAGGAUCCGUGCUCAAAUUCGAACGGAGUGGACUUCGAGCUUAGUUACACUGUCUUGAGAUCCUACAACUUCUCGUUAUCAGAAGCGGACGACGAUGGCUACCUUGGAAGCCGUUCUAGCAGGCAAAUAUCCGGCCAAAUCCCAUGCGCGUCGGGUUGCUGAACACCUGAGAGCGAAUGGCCAUGAUGGUCCUGGUAUCAUUUAUUUGGAGGCGCAGAAAACGCGUCUAAUUGAAGACAAUGACGAGGCUAUGCCUUUCAGGCAACGCCGUCCCUUUUUCUACUUAUCGGGAUGCUUGCUUCCUGAUUCUUAUUUGAUGUACGACACAAGUGCCGACAAAUUGACUCUUUUCAUCCCCCCGGUUGACCCCGAGGAAGUAAUCUGGUCAGGCCUCCCUCUUUCCCCGGCCGAGGCCCUGGAGCGCUAUGACGUCGACAGUGUGCUUGCGACAACCGAUGUCAAUAAGACCCUCGCUUCUACCGCCUCGGCCCACCAGGGAAAUGCUGUUGCUUUUGCAAUUGCAGACCAAGUUUCGAGUGACACCAAAUUCCAAGGUUUCCUUGAGACCAACUACUCCGUACUGAAGGGCGCAAUUGAAAGAACGCGUGUCGUUAAGGACAGUUACGAGAUUGCCCUCCUGAGAAAGGCAAACGAUAUCUCCGCAAAGGCGCACAUUGCAGCCAUACAGGCGUCGAAGUCUGCAACGAAUGAACGUGAAAUCGAGGGUGCCUUCAUUGCAACAUGCAUUGCGAACGGCGCGCGGGAGCAAUCCUAUCACCCAAUCGUUGCUUGUGGCGAGAACGGAGCCACCCUUCAUUAUGGUAGAAACGACGAUCCUCUGAGAGACCCGGCGACUCAGCAAAGAAAGGGAAGUGUCCUUAUCGAUGCUGGAGGAGAGUAUCGUGCGUAUUGCUCCGAUGUGACUCGUGUUUUCCCUCUAGGCGGCAAAUUCGCUACGGAGACUCGGCAGAUCUAUGAGAUAGUCCUGCGAAUGCAGAUUGAAUGCAUUGCGAUGCUCAAAGAUGAUGUCCAGUGGGAGGACGUACAUGCUCACGCGCAUCGAGUCGCAAUUGAUGGGCUGGUAGAUCUGGGGAUCCUCCGCGGUUCGAAGGAUGAGCUGUUCGACAAAAGAAUAAGUGUGGCGUUUUUCCCCCACGGUCUGGGGCACUACCUGGGAAUGGACACUCAUGACACCGGAGGUAACCCGAACUAUGGGGACAAGGAUUCCAUGUUUAGGUAUCUUCGAGUGAGAGGUCGUCUGCCGGCGGGAUCAGUGAUUACAGUUGAACCAGGGAUCUACUUCUGUCGCUUUAUCAUUGACCCUUUCUUGAAAUCCCAAGAAUUGAGCCAAUAUAUUGAUGCCAAUGUCCUGGAGCGCUAUUGGAGCGUGGGCGGGGUUCGCAUCGAAGACAACAUUCAUAUUACGAAGGAGGGAUACGAGAACCUGACCACAGCCCCCAAAGCCAUCGAGGAGGUAGAAGGACUGGCACAGUGAACGGAGUACGCACAUAUCCAAACAACAAAGUAGUGGCCAAUUGAGUGAUACUGUAUUCCAUCUUGUACAUCAUUACAAGCCCUCGAACGGCUUCUGAGUAUUGUUGUACAUACCAACUUACAGGCCGCUCCGCAGCCGUUUCCUUCCACUUCCUUUGACACCUGAUUCGGCUUCCGCUCUAUCCUGCGAGCGUUUUUCCUUCUGAUCAAGAACGAGAUUGAGCACGUCAAAACAGAACUGCGGAACUUCAAGGCACAGCUUCUUGAAUUCUCCCUCUGCUUCGUGACGCAAGACAUGACUUCUCAUUGCCCAAAAUGAAGCCACUGGCUUCCUGAUCGUGACAUCGGUUAUAGGCGUAUGAGUGUAUACAUACCGGGCGUAGGCGAUCUCACCUUGAGAGGUGCUGUUGAUGCGGUGAAUCUUGGAAUGAGCGAGGGUCUUCAGAGGCGCGAUACCAAGCUUCUCCGCCAACGUGUAGACCCGUGCAUGUUUUAACAACUGCUCGCCACUGUCGUCAAUUUCCCCUACGACAGCUUCUUCUGUAGUGGCCCCGGUAGGAGAAGCCGAGUAGUCGCGCGUGUAUUGGAAUUGUAAGAAGUAUCCAAAAGCUUCCACGUUUUCGUCGGGAAGUUCGAUGCGACGCUGCCAGAUUUAGCAAUUAUUCCCAUUUAAAUCGGGACUGUGUUGUUUCCCUACCGAGCUCGAGUCCUUGAAGGCCGCGACUGCCUCCGCAAGGAGCGGAGACUCCAAAAGCAGGCUUUGAUGUGCGGUCAAGACUGUUUGAUCUUCUCUCGACCCGACAGCAAGUUCCACGAUAGGCGAUGUCAGAAAACUGACGCAAGGUAAGCUAGAAAGGCCUCCCGAAGGCCAAUGACUAGUCGGAGUACGUAGUGUGGGCGGCCUAUAUUAAAUUGGCGCAAAGAAGAGGCUUCUUACUCGAGAAAUUGAAGACCAGGCUUCUUCUUCACCGGAGCUGGUUCCUCGAUCCGCUUUGGAUCUCCUUCUGCCUCUCCAUCUGGUAGAGGGGCGCCCUGAGUCGGUUUUGUGUGGUCUUCAUUCGCGACAUCUGCAUUCUCGGUCGAGCCCAUGAUCACAUCGGGAGCUUCAGUAUUUGAAGGUGCCUGGGCAUUGUCUCCGGCCUGAGCGGGUUCAGGACCGCUGACCUCUACCUGAGGCCUGUCCAUUGGAUGAGAUGGACUGCAACGAUCGCGUGUACGGCAAUGGGGGGAGGUCGGCGCGUAGGUCCAAAAGGAUGAGCAAUGCAGGAGAAAUUGGAGUCGAAGGGUAGCAAUUGCUGGCUAGCGACGGGACCAAAUAGUAAUGCAAAUUGAUCGGAAUGUUGUAAGGUGGAUAGGACCAACCCCAAUGGACGGAUUGACGUUGACGUUGACAGGGGACAAGAUGAGCUCAAGCUGUUUUGACGCCCCGGAUCACCAGGUACCGUACGGGACGGGAGACCGGGGGUCAAGGCGGCUGAUAGGCUAAGUAAAGGGUUCCUGAGGCUCCCUUUCCUGGAUUGUCUAUUGACAGGCACCUUGAAGGUUUUGUAUAUGGCAUAUGAUUUGAAAUUACAUUGAAGUCAAUAUGUUUAUAGUUAUA